Leptonychotes weddellii (Weddell seal) is the source of this 2201-nucleotide messenger RNA. RefSeq names its product MAS related GPR family member F (gene MRGPRF). Gene Ontology annotation, cellular component: plasma membrane. Gene Ontology annotation, biological process: G protein-coupled receptor signaling pathway. Gene Ontology annotation, molecular function: G protein-coupled receptor activity. The record is from RefSeq and is a predicted model, not a curated record. Lineage: Eukaryota; Metazoa; Chordata; Mammalia; Carnivora; Phocidae.
CUGGAAUUGGGUUUGGGGCGGGUUCUGCUCCCCAAGCCAUCUCCUCCGCAGGCAGGCAGGCAGGGGCUGUCCUCGGCUCUGAGCUCGCCUUUCCCGAGGCUCCAGGCGGUGCUCUGUGCUGGCCUGCUGCCCCGGGGAUCCGCGGCCAGAGGCGGGUGUCGAGCUCCGCGAACAAGACCUCGGAAGGUCAGGACAGCUGCAGGGGAGGUGUGCGGGCCAGCCCACGGUGAGCAGAGCCAGGAGGAAUCCGGACUCGCCAGGCCUGGAGAUGGCGGGGAACUGUUCCUGGGAGGCCCAUCCUGGCAGCCGGAGCAAGAUGUGUCCCGACGUGAGUGAGGCCCCCGAGCUCUACAGCCGUGGCUUCCUGACCAUUGAGCAGAUCACCAUGCUGCCUCCGCCCGCCGUCAUGAACUACAUCUUCCUACUCCUCUGUCUGUGCGGCCUCGUGGGCAACGGGCUGGUCCUCUGGUUUUUCGGCUUCUCCAUCAAGAGGAACCCCUUCUCUGUCUACUUCCUGCACCUGGCCGGCGCCGACAUCGGCUACCUCUUCAGCAAGGCUGUGUUCUCCAUCCUGAACACGGGCAGCUUCCUGGGCACGUUCGCUGACUAUGUCCGCGCCGUGUGCAGGAUCGUGGGACUCUGCACGUUUGUGUCCGGCGUGAGCCUCCUGCCCGCCGUCAGCUUGGAGCGCUGCCUGUCGGUCAUCUUCCCCGUCUGGUACUGGCGCCGUCGGCCCAAGCGCCUGUCGGCCGUGGUGUGUGCCCUGCUCUGGACCCUGUCGCUCCUGGUCACCAGCAUCCACAACUACUUCUGUGUGUUCCUGGCCCACCGGGCCUCCGGCGGGGCCUGCAGGCCCAUGGACGCCUUCCUGGGCAUCCUGCUUUUCCUUAUCUUCUGCCCACUCAUGGUGCUGCCCUGCUUGGUGCUCAUCCUGCACGUGGAAUGCCGGGCCCGGCGGCGCCAGCGCUCUGCCAAGCUCAACCACGUCAUCCUGGCCAUGGUCUCCGUUUUCCUCGUGUCCUCCAUCUACUUAGGGAUCGACUGGUUCCUCUUUUGGGUCUUCCAGAUCCCAGCCCCCUUCCCUGAGUACGUCACCGACCUAUGCAUCUGCAUUCACAGCAGCGCCAAGCCCGUCGUCUACUUCCUGGCCGGAAGGGACAAGUCACAGCGGCUGUGGGAGCCUCUCAGGGUGGUCUUCCAGCGGGCCCUGCGAGACGGCGCCGAGCUGGGGGAGGCCGGGGGUGGCACGCCCAACACGGCCACCAUGGAGAUGCAGUGCCCCUCUGGGAACGCCGCCUGAGAGGCCAGCACCUGGAGGGUGGCAGGGGCUGUGGCCUCCAGAGACCCUCUGCUGCAGGACAGGAGCUGGGCAGCUGCCCUGGCGCCCAAGUGCAAGGAGGAAAGUCUGCUUCCCGCCCCUCACGCCUCCUUCUCCGUGGGCUGGAGGCUCUAGGGGUGGCCGGCCGGGAGCCGGAGCAGCCACCUGCACACAGGCCCCCUGGCCCGGCCAGGCUCCCCCAGCCAUUCUCCUCCGUGGCCAGAGGUCCAUGGUUCGGAAGUGGCCCCAGGGGGUGGGGCUCCUCCUCCUCCCAGGCUGGUCAAAAGGAGAGGAGGGAGGGAUCACCCAUCCCCGUCCACCUCCUGCCCCUUUCAAUCAGCCCUCCUUAAAAAUGACGCAGCCCGCACCACCGCCCCUUGGGGCAGCCGCUUCACCCCCGUCAGGGUCCCUGUUCUCUCCGUUCCACCCCCCGAGGCAGUAUUGGCGAGCCAACCUGAACACACGGUGCUAUCUGGAAGAGCGUUCUGGCGAACCUGCCUUGCUGUUCCGUCUUUCUGCACCCGACGUCCCUGCCCAAAUCCUUUGGUAAUUUUAACGGGGGAGUUUACGGUCAUGGCAAGCAGCUGGACAGGAAGGGGCCUCGGCCAGCCGGGGCAGGUCACUCUCUCCCUCUGACUCCAUGCCGGCCAGACCCUGGGCAGCCUCCCAGAGCGCAGAGCGGGUUCGCGCUGCUGUGCGCCUGGUCCUCGAAACCUGGCCGACUGUCCAGGAGUCUCUGGGCUCCAGCCCCCACCCGAGAGUGGGCACUGGCUCUACCUGGCUGCCCCAGCCCACCUCCGAGCACAGCGGCCCCGUGUAGCCAAUGCGAAUUUUAUGAAAGACAAUAAAUGUGUAUCAAUAAACGUUUUAUAUCGUGCACUGA